GUCAACAAAUUCAGCUGAUGAUAGGAAUCAUUAUUGCUGUUUAAUGUUUGUGAAUUUUCUGGCGAAGAAUCUUUAAAAUAAUUUAAGUUUACUGUUCGUAGUAUACAAUACGAUGUAUGCCAGGAUUCUAUUAUUAAAGGACAAUUAAAAUGGGUUUCCUCGAAGACACAGCUAUAGUUUUAGUUUCGCAGGUUUGCUUCUUUAUCGGAGGAUGGAUUUUCUUUGUAAAACAACUCUUCAGGAAUUACGAAAUCCGACAUGUAUUUGUUCAGCUAGUUUUCUCAAUUACUUUUGCACUGUCAUUGACGAUGUUCGAGCUUAUUAUAUUCGAGAUUAUUGGAUGUUUGGAUUCCAGUUCUAGAUACUUUCAUUGGAGGCUAGGUUUGACGCUGCUUCUAUUUAUGGUUAUCGCAUUGAUUCCUUAUCACAUAGUGUACUCUUGCAUAAAUAACAUCCGAAUUGUGCCUCAAAAAUGGGUUCAACCACUGUCCACACUGUUCUGGUUUUGUUACCUUUACGUUUUUUGGAGGAUUGGUGAUCCAUUUCCACUGCUAAGCGUUAGCAAAGGUAUUUUCACAAUCGAACAAGCCGUUUCUCGCAUUGGAGUGGUGGGAGUAACAGUAAUGGCGAUUCUAUCCGGAUUCGGUGCUGUAAACUAUCCGUACACCAGUAUGUCAUACUUUAUACGGCCAGUGUCUCAGAGUGAUGUUACUAACAUAGAGCGAAGACUAAUGCAAACAAUGGAUAUGAUUCUGGUAAAGAAAAAGCGAAUUGCUCUGGAUCGAAGACGUGUUAAGCCCAAUACAAAGCCAGGAAUCUGGGGAAUGAUCAGUAGCGUGACCAACAGGCCACCUGGAGCGGAAAACAUAGGGCAGCUAAGAUUGGAAAUUUCAGCUUUAGAAGAAUUAUCCAGACAGUUGUUUUUGGAGGCCCAUUCAUUGAAAAAUAUGCAAGAGCGAGAACGAUGGGCUGCCACUCUACAAGGAAAAUAUUUCAAUGUGCUUGGCCAUUUCUUCAGUUUAUAUUGUUUAUGGAAGAUAUUUAUCUGCACUAUAAACAUAAUCUUUGACCGGGUUGGAAAGAAAGAUCCAGUGACUCGUGGCAUCGAAAUCGCUGUUCAUUGGUGCGGGUUUGAUAUGGAUGUUGCUUUCUGGAGCCAACAUGUCUCAUUUAUCCUUGUUGGAUGUAUCGUUGUAACAUCCAUACGUGGAUUGCUUUUAACACUAACUAAGUUCUUCUACAAAAUAUCCUCAAGUAAGUCGUCCAAUAUCAUAGUUCUGGUGCUAGCACAAAUUAUGGGCAUGUACUUUUGUUCGUCUGUGCUGCUGAUGCGGAUGAACAUGCCCGCCGAGUAUAGAGUCAUCAUUACUGAAGUGCUAGGAGGUUUACAUUUUAAUUUUUACCAUCGGUGGUUUGAUGUGAUUUUCCUAGUGAGCGCUUUAACAACGAUAGUCAUUCUCUAUCUGCUUCAUAAACCGCCUAACGUCGACACUAGUAUGUAGUUCUUUUCUAUUACUCUUUAACGAGUAAGGCACUAUUCGAAUGAUUUCGAACUCGUUAUAAGAAUGGACGAUGUGUAUAAUACUAUAAUUAUUUAUAUCUCGUUAAUGAUAAGUAGUUUUAAGACGUAGGCGUAAAAAAUACGACUUCUGCCAUCCCUGCGUUUUUGUGAUUGAACAUCCUAGGGUGAAGAAAGAACAAUGAUGCAAUCUCUCUAGUGAGCAAGCAAAAAGCUACAAUCAUUAUCAAAUAGUGGAGUUAGACAAGCGAGAUCGACAUAAGGUUAAUAUGAGCAAUGUAUGAGAAUGUGAUGUAAAUAAUCUUUCUUGAAUGGUUAUUGCUGUUCUUGUCUAGCCGAUAAAUAUCUACACGAAACUGAAUAAAACACCCAGAACAAUACA
This is a messenger RNA of Malaya genurostris, 1901 nucleotides long. It is a transcript of the gene GPHR, whose product is annotated as Golgi pH regulator. Gene Ontology annotation, cellular component: Golgi cisterna membrane. Gene Ontology annotation, biological process: intracellular pH reduction. Gene Ontology annotation, molecular function: voltage-gated monoatomic anion channel activity. The record is from RefSeq and is a predicted model, not a curated record. Lineage: Eukaryota; Metazoa; Arthropoda; Insecta; Diptera; Culicidae. The transcript is spliced from 6 exons. Bases 150 to 1502 code for a protein of 450 amino acids.